AUGAUUUGUGAGUAUGUGAUUGAUCACUUUGGAUUUGAUGAAGAUCUCACCUUCCAGCAGCGGUAUCUAGUAGCAGAUCAGCACUGGAAGAAAGACAAUGGACCAAUAUUAUUUUAUACAGGCAAUGAAGGAGACAUCACAUGGUUCUGCAACAAUACGGGUUUUAUGUGGGAUGUGGCUGAAGAACUUAAUGCAAUGUUAGUAUUUGCUGAACAUAGAUAUUAUGGAGAAUCUUUGCCCUUUGGGAAUGAGUCUUUCAGCGAUUCCAAGCAUCUGAAUUAUCUGACAUCAGAACAAGCUCUGGCAGACUUCGCAGUACUGAUUGAGUACUUAAAGACAACUAUUGCAGGAGCCCGUUACAGUCCUGUCAUAGCUAUAGGAGGAUCUUAUGGAGGAAUGCUUGCAGCCUGGUUUAGGAUGAAGUAUCCCCAUGUGGUAGUUGGAGCUCUGGCAGCCUCUGCCCCAAUCUGGCAGUUUGGUGAUUUGGUUCCGUGUGGUGCUUAUUUCAGCAUAGUGACUAAUGAUUUCAAAAAGAGUGGGACAGGCUGCUCAGAAAGCAUCCGGAAUUCCUGGAACGCCAUUAACCACCUUUCCUCAACAGAUGCAGGUUUACAGUGGCUUUCCAGCACAUUUCACUUGUGCAGCCCAUUAAAAAAUCUCCAGGAUGCUGCUAUAUUGAAAAGCUGGCUGAGUGAAACAUGGGUAAACUUGGCUAUGGUGAACUAUCCCUAUAAAGCUGACUUCUUACAGCCUCUGCCAGCUUGGCCUGUACAGGAAGUCUGCAAGUUCUUGAAGGAUCCCAGUCUCUCUGACAAAUUGUUGCUGCAGAGUGUUUUCCAGGCAGUAAAUUUGUACUACAAUUACUCAGGAGAAGCCUCAUGCUUAGACACCUCUGAGACUGCAACGAAGAAUCUGGGCCAGUUGGGUUGGUACUACCAGGCUUGCACUGAGAUGGUGAUGCCCAUGUGCACGGAUGGUGUCAAUGACAUGUUCGAGCCUCAGAAAUGGGACUUUGAUGCGCUUUCAGAAGAGUGUUAUGGGCUGUGGGGAGUGAGGCCUCGCCCCUCUUGGAUUCUCUCUAUGUAUGGAGGGAAAAACAUCAGCUCACACAGCAACAUUGUCUUCAGCAACGGUGGCCUGGACCCGUGGUCUGCAGGUGGAGUGACCGAGAACAUCACUGAUUCUCUCGUGGCGAUCUUGAUCCCGGAUGGAGCCCAUCACCUGGACCUACGCAGCCGCAACCCUGGGGACCCCAAAUCUGUGCAGCAAGCUCGAGCCUUGGAAAUCCGCUACAUGAAGCAGUGGAUUGAGAAGGCCGGGCAGAGCCACUGAAGUUGUACUGUGACAACUGCGGCCAUUAUACCUCCGCUGGCUUUGCUGGGAGCAGGGCCAGGCCUUACGCGUGGUCACCCGAACAUUUCACUCCUGCUUCCU
Molecule: messenger RNA, 1434 nt
Organism: Opisthocomus hoazin
Lineage: Eukaryota; Metazoa; Chordata; Aves; Opisthocomiformes; Opisthocomidae
Source: RefSeq, a predicted model, not a curated record